CCGCCCCCUCUGUCUCUCUCCCGGCAGUUCCUGCGCAUGACGAAACAGUACCUGCCCCACCUGGCGCGCCUGUGCCUCAUCAGCACGUUCCUGGAGGACGGCAUCCGGAUGUGGUUCCAGUGGAACGAGCAGAGGGACUACAUCGAGGCCACGUGGAGCUGCGGCUACUUCCUGGCCACCUGCUUCGUGCUGCUCAACCUCAUGGGCCAGUUAGGAGGCUGUGUCCUUAUUCUCAGUAGAAAUUUUGUACAGUAUGCCUGCUUUGGGUUGUUUGGAAUCAUAGCACUACAGACAAUUGCUUAUAGCAUUUUGUGGGAUCUUAAAUUUUUGAUGCGGAACCUGGCGCUGGGAGGGGGUCUGCUGCUGCUGCUGGCCGAGUCCCGCUCGGAGGGGAAGAGCAUGUUCGCGGGGGUGCCCUCCAUGGGGGAGAGCUCCCCCAAGCAGUACAUGCAGCUGGGGGGCCGCGUCCUGCUGGUCCUCAUGUUCAUGACGCUGCUGCACUUUGACCCCAGCUUCUUCUCCAUCCUGCAGAACAUGGUCGGCACAGCGCUGAUCAUCCUGGUGGCCAUCGGCUUCAAGACCAAGCUGGCCGCCCUCACGCUGGUCGUGUGGCUCUUCGCCAUCAACGUCUACUUCAACGCCUUCUGGACGGUGCCCGCCUACAAGCCGAUGCACGACUUCCUCAAGUACGACUUCUUCCAGACGAUGUCGGUCAUCGGGGGGCUGCUCCUGGUGGUGGCGCUGGGGCCGGGCGGCGUGUCCAUGGACGAAAAGAAGAAGGAGUGGUGAAGAUCUGCUGCCUCUCUGCCACCUCCACCGUGGCCAACGAGUUCUCUCUCUCUCUCAUUCCUCUGACAGCCGCCCAGCUCCUCCUCCUCCUCCUCCUCUUCUUCUUCUGUUUUUUUUU
Molecule: messenger RNA, 907 nt
Organism: Lepisosteus oculatus (spotted gar)
Lineage: Eukaryota; Metazoa; Chordata; Actinopteri; Semionotiformes; Lepisosteidae
Source: RefSeq, a predicted model, not a curated record